ACCCAAUUUAAGACGGGGCUAAAAAGCCUUGCUCUCUCAUUUUUUUAUUUUAGAAAAAUUCUCAAGCAUACAGUUUUAGGGCUUAAUUGUGGGGACUUUUUUAUUACAUUUUUUUUAUUCCCAAAAGUUAACAAAUAGUUAAGGCAAGUUUGUGGCAUAACGAUGUUUCCUUUGUCAUUUCGGAAGAAGGAAGGUUGUUUUUGUUGUUGUCUUAUUUGUAUUCUUUCGUAUUUAGAAAAUAUGAAUGGAGCCUGAUACCCAGAAAAAGAAGGCUGAUAGGAAGGUUGUCAUUUUAGGAGACUCGGGUGUUGGUAAAACAUGCCUCAUACGAAGAUAUAUAGAAGGAAUUUUCACUGAUGGUUCACCAAAUACAAUUGGUGCUGCGUUCUUUCUAAAACAAUGGAACAGCAAAAACAUUGCAUUAUGGGACACAGCUGGUCAAGAAGAAUUUUCAGGGUUGACUAGUUUCUAUUGUCGUAAUGCGAACGCUGUUAUACUUUGUUACGAUCUAACGUGUCGAGAAACUUUCGAUACACUAAUGGAGCGUCAUUCACGUCUGCUCGAAUCUGUCGCGCGAAAUUGUUUAAUGGUAUUUGUGGGGACUAAAUUUGACAUGUUGAAUAAGAAAGUGAGUGGUAAAUUGCAGACUCGUGGCGUCACACCUAAAGAAAUCCUGGACAAAUCUUCGGAAUACACGCAAAGAUUCAAUUCGUUGCGUCAUCCGAAGGGAAUUCCCCCUGUGUUCGAAACUAGUUCUAAAUCGGAUUACAACGUGUCUGACGUGUUUGAAUAUAUUUUUGAAACGUUAGCACCGGUGGAGGGUGCAAAUAAGUCGAGAGAUACUUCACCUUCGGGUCUGAUCGAAUUAAACAAUGAGCGCAGCAGUAAUCAAGAAGUAGGGAAAAAAUGUUGUUAAGAAAGACUUCUUUUUAUUUUUAUUUUUACCUAAUUUUUUUUUAAAUGCAAAUUUUUUUUUAAUUAUGGAUUAUUGUUAAUAUUUCGAAUGUUUUACGCAUUACACGUUGUAAAUUAUUUUCUUUAGCAAGUUUUAUAAGGAUACACUUAGGUUCAUUUUUUUUUGCAGCCGAGACGAAAAUUAGUUCUUGCGAUAAUUUUUGGAAAAGUCGACAUUGCGGAAUUUGCGCAAAUUAAUUUUUUUCUAAAAGAUUUCUUGCGAAAAUUUAUUUCCCUAAGUAUUUUUUGUGAGUAUUAAUUUUUUCGCUUUUUUUUUGGAUCUUAGCUAAAUUCGUGAAAUUAUAUACUCGAAAUGGCCUUGAGCAUAACAUUCGCAAAAAUUACAAAAUGGAGGGAACAUUUUCACUUCAGAAGAAUUUUCUUCACACAUCAAAAAAAUUUUCAAUGUACCUUUAUGAAUGUUUCAAUGAGAAAUUUUUUUUUAAAAAAAAAUGUAUUUGGUAACAUUUUCACCUCACAGUAACAUUUUCACCUCACAGUUCAAAAUUAAUACUCGCAAAUGAUCAUCUGCGAAAAUUAUUAUUCACGAAUUUUAUUAUUUUUUUUCUACCUGCGAAAAUAAUUAUGUACGAAAAUAAGUCACCUUAAAAAUUAAAAACAGUGUUUAGUAGAAAUACCAACAGUUUCGCGAGCAAAACUUUGUGUUUUUGAAAACAUUUUUUGCGGACAAGAACUGAAAAACAGAAAUAUAAAAUUAGCUGAAAGCCAAGCAAAUUAAAUAUUUUAUUCCGUUCCUUUUCCCUGUUAAGUGUAUAUUCAACUUUUAAUGUCGCAGAAUGCGAAAAAAUAAGUUGCUUUUUUCUGUUUAUGUAGAACCUUUGGUUGAGUGUUGAUUUAAGUUGAAAAAUGUGAAAUAGAAGAAGGAUAAAAGUUUUACUUUUUUAUUUAACCAAGAGAUAAUUAUACCUUCUUUCCACUAGUUCCUUCUCGCUUUUCUUUUUUAAAAAAAAUCAUAUUUGUCGAUUAAUUUUCGUCAAAAAUGGAUUAUUUUUUAUUUCGUUUUUUCCAUUAGCAACAUUGACGACUCCAUAAUGAAUUAGAGCAUGUAUUGGUUCCAUUAAAAGAAGUUUAUUGCGGUAGAAAAUACAGAAUUUUUAGGGAAGAAAUUUUGACGGUAAUUUUUACGCAAUUCUCAUAUUUCUACCAUUUGUUUUCUGUACGAACACUUCAUCGACUGAAAUAACUACAGCUAUACGUAAACGAAAUUUUCAAACCUUUAUAUAAUCAUUAUUCCAAAAAAAAAAAAUAUUUACUAUUUUACAACUUUAGACAGACGAUUAGAAAAAACCGAUAUAGUAAAAAUUCUCUUUUCAUUUAAAGUGAAAAGGUGAUUUAAUUUUCCCAGCCGUAAUUUGUGACCUGCAAUUCAGGCGCUCUAAGGAGUCUGCAUUAAAAAAAAAAUCUUUGACUUUUUUGCCAAAGUACCUUUUCUUGCAGAAUAAGCAAAAAGGAAUCAAUCCUGCAAAAAAUCGUGUCCUGCAAAAAAAUAAAGUUCAAAAAUUUAGGAGAGGAAAGGAGUUCGCAAAAAAAACAAUUCGCAGACAGAUCACAACACUCCCAAAAUAAAUUUUUAAAAUUUACAUAUAUUAAGCCUGGUUCACAUUUGCUAACCCAGCGCAAACGCAACAUACGCAUGAGCAAUCUUAAUUUUUUUAAUUCAAUCAAGACGUUCACACUUCUUUUGUCAUUAGAAAACGAAUAUUUCCAAAGGAACGUGUUUUAUCAGCUUUUUUUCAAAAAAAUCCUUUUUCAAUCCUUUUAUAAUAUUCCUGACCUAAUAUUCCUGACAAAUUUGUACAAUUUUUUUUAUUUUUAUUCUUAAGAAUUUUCUCACCUAUGUUUACGCUUUUCAAAACUGUCUUGCGUGGAGCUUAUGCUUGCGUCAAAGUCAGACAAUUCAAUGUAUAGAUAUUUAUGGGUACGGAGACUCUAUAAAAAUAAUCUAGAAUAAUCUAGAGAAUUCUAUAAAAUACAUAAACUUGUGAACAGUUGAAGGUAUAAUAUUUAACAUCCUAACAACAUAACAUUCUUAUAUGCAUAGGAAGUUAUAAUCACGAGUUAAAUCAUUUUUUUAAAAAUAAAAUUCUAAUUACA
Messenger RNA from Hydractinia symbiolongicarpus, 3069 nucleotides. RefSeq names its product ras-related protein Rab-20-like. The transcript has a single exon. Gene Ontology annotation, cellular component: endomembrane system. The record is from RefSeq and is a predicted model, not a curated record. Gene Ontology annotation, biological process: intracellular protein transport. Bases 245 to 916 code for a protein of 223 amino acids. Gene Ontology annotation, molecular function: GTPase activity; GTP binding. Lineage: Eukaryota; Metazoa; Cnidaria; Hydrozoa; Anthoathecata; Hydractiniidae.